Messenger RNA from Anarrhichthys ocellatus (wolf-eel), 4592 nucleotides. RefSeq names its product SH3 and multiple ankyrin repeat domains protein 1. NCBI's taxonomy places the organism in Eukaryota, Metazoa, Chordata, Actinopteri, Perciformes, Anarhichadidae. The transcript is spliced from 15 exons. The record is from RefSeq and is a predicted model, not a curated record. Gene Ontology annotation, cellular component: dendritic spine; postsynaptic membrane; postsynaptic density. The coding region runs from base 506 to 2620 and encodes 704 amino acids. Gene Ontology annotation, molecular function: synaptic receptor adaptor activity; ionotropic glutamate receptor binding.
GAAGAAAGAGAGAGAGAGAGAGAGAGGAAAACAGAGAGAGAGGGACUCUGAACAUGUUGAAGGGAGGGAGCAGGGGAGGAUAGCGAGUGAGGGAUGGGGAGAAUGCCGAGCGGAUAGAAGUGUUACUACAGAGCUGCUGCUGCUGCUGGAGGAUGGGCUGGGAGCCGAGGAUAAUGCUCCAUUCCUCAGCGUACAGCGGCAUGCCGGACACCUUGUGAUUUCUCGUGGCGGCGGCGGCGGCUGUUGAGGAGGAAAUUCUUCAUUGUUGCAGCAGUCUUUUCUUUUCCCCUCUCCUUUUAACCACAGCCUUCUUCAUCAUCUUCGUGCUCGCCCCUCCUCACUCCUUAUUCCUCUGCAACUGGCAACCGCUGGGCUCCCCCUCCUCUCUUUUCUACUUCUGUCCCCUUUUUCCAGAGGAGGGAUUUCUGUAUUUCAUCAGGGAUUGUAGAAGACAUGUCUCUCUGGGAAUGAUGGUGUUGCCACAAGUGCCACCCUCUCUGUCGCCAUGACGAUGCCGUUCAGCCCCCUGUCCAGCGACGAGGAGCAACAAAGGAUGCUGGGAAAUAAUAGACAUCUCUAUCCAGGGGCAGAGGACGAGGAGGAGGAGGAGGAAGAGGAGGAGGAGGAAAUGGAAGAAGAUGAGCGUGGUGAGGACCAGGAAGAGGAGGAGAACGGCGAGCUGGAAGGGGAAGAGGAGGGCGAUGAGGAGGAGAUGGUGGAGGAGGUCAGGCGAGGUGGCCUAUCGCGGGGAGGCAGGGCUGAGGGACACAGGCCGGCAGGUAAACUGGCCGGAAGGCCCGCCGGGGACAGACAGAUUCGGCCAGGGAACCCUGGACACACCACAAACCCCUAUUCGUCCAAUCCCGGACCCACGCACCAACAGCCGGCCAAUCACGUACAGCAGCAGCAGCCACAGCAGCAGCGGAGAGUGAAGGAGCGCGGCACGGCAUCAUCUGAGGACACCCACAUUGCCAUGAUGGUGUUCCGCAUUGGCAUCCCAGACAUCAAGCAAACGAAAUGUUUGCGGUUUAACCCAGAGGCCACGGUCUGGAAGGCCAAGCAGCAGGUACUGUGCUCCCUGACCGAAUCUCUGCGGGACGUCCUGAACUAUGGUCUGUUCCAGCCCGCCACGGACGGCCAUGAUGCCAUGUUCCUGGAGGAGGAGAGGCUGCUCAGAGAGUACCCACAGUCCUUUGAGAAAGGGGUACCAUAUUUGGAGUUUCGAUACAAAACCAGGGUGUACAAACAGACCAAUCUGGAUGAGAAGCAACUGGCCAAACUGCACACUAAGGCUAGCCUGAAGAAAUUCAUGGAUUACAUUCAAACCAGCGCUGUGGACAAGAUGGCCAAGUUCUUAGACAAAGGCCUCGAUCCCAACUACCAGGAUGCUGACACCGGCGAGACUGCUCUGUCCUUGGCAGUGCAGUGUGAGCCGGGUGGAGGUGAGGCUAUCCGGGUCCUGGUGGAGGGAGGUGCUCACAUUGACUUCCGCGCCAAAGAUGGACUCACACCCGUACACAAAGCUGUGCGAGGCCACCGCCAUACAGCCCUUCUGGUCCUGCUGUCUCUGGGUGCGUCCCCGGACUAUAAGGACCGGCGAGGGCUGACGCCGCUCUACCACACUGUGCUGACAGGGGGGGACACCUCCUGCUGCGAAACACUGCUUUACCACCACGCCAAACUAGGCAUCAGGGACGAGAAUGGCUGGGACGAGACACAUCAGGCCUGUCAGCAUGGUAACUCGCAGCAUCUGGAGCACCUCCUCUUCUAUGGUGCGGAUUCUUCCUCCCAGAAUGCCUCUGGAAACACUGCCUUGCACAUCUGCGCUUUGUACAACAAGGAAAGCUGUUCUCGAAUUCUGCUCUAUCGGGGAGCAAAUAAAGACACAAAGAACAACAAUGGGCAGACCCCCUUUCAGGUGGCGGUUAUGUCCGGCCAUUUUGAGCUGGGAGAAAUCAUCAAAAACCACCGGGAUACAGAUGUGGUUCCCUUUGUGGAGUCUCCAAAGUACGCCCCCCAGAGGCGGGAGAGCACCCGUACUCUGACAAUACCCCACCCUCAUCCUUUCCUCCGGGCCAACAGUGACAGCAGCAUGAACUUGCCAGACUGGAUGGCAGUGCCCAACGCCCCAGGGACCAACAUCGUCUCUGUGCAGGGCUACAAGCAUACAGGAACCCUGCGGAGCUCCAGCAGUCCCAGAGGGGCGAGGACGCGUUCUCCAUCCCGAGGAAGGAUCGGAGACAAGGAGGAUCGAAGCAGGCAGAGUCGGAGACAGGGGCCUGCUCCUGCCAGCGUAGCUGCACAAACCGCAGGUCAGCGAAGACGGCUCUACAGCGCUGUCCCAGGACGAGUCUUUGUAGCUACUCGAUCACACUCUGCCCAGGGAGAGCGAGAAAUCAGCUUCAGUAAAGGAGACAGGGUCAAAGUGUUGAGUGUUGGCGAGGGCGGGUACUGGGAGGGAACGGUCAGGGGUCGCACAGGUUGGUUCCCCUCUGACUGUGUGGAGGAAGUGAUGCUCCGAAGCCAAGACAACCGAUCAGAGAGCCGUGGAGAACGAGCCAAAAGGCUGUUCCGCCAUUACACUGUGGGAUCCUAUGAUAGCUUUGACGCUCCCAGGUAAGAGUUACUGUACUUUGCCAGUUGCCAAAACUGAUGUACAGCAAACUGAAGCCAGUUUUAUCCAAAACAAGCAGCCACCUGCGCAGAUUCUCGAAGCAGCAGGGGCAAAAACUGGAUAAGGGGCUCUGCUUCAGCUCACAGAGUUAAGGGUACAGUAGGGUUCAUUUAGGGUAAGGUCACUCCAGAAUGGUACCAGAGAGCUAUUUGAGCUGAACACAGGGGCACUUUGGGGCACUUGGGCUGACAAAAGAGGCAUUUGGAUGCUUCAGUGCCUGUUUGAUGUGACAUUAGGACCAGAAUGAAGCAUGAAAGUAUCCCAUUAUGACAAAGACACAUCCUGGUUAAAUGAAGGUCAAGGGAAGGGCAGCUUGACAUUCAGAUUACUUCUCUACUGCGGCAAAAAGGGGCUUAACGCUUGGCUAAAUAGUAUGGUGUAGCUUGUCCAUCCGCCCAGUGGGUACUGCAAAUCAAACGGACGGCCUUUUCAUUAUGACCCUGCUUCUCCAAUGUUUAGACACACAGCACGUGUUGAGAGGGGAUUUGUUUGUACAGGAACAUGCUGUAUACAUCGUUUCAGAUAAGAUGAUUCAUGUAGUGAUUCAUGCGUUCCAGUGGUGCUUUGAUUUGUGUGAUGCGAUGUGUUGCGAGUGAUUCAUGUGGGAGGAUGACGAUGUGAGGGUUCACCGCCUCAGGUCUAGAAGCUGAUCUGUCUGCUUUCAUACUGGAGUUAUCCUCAAGGAUGCACAUGUUUACCAGCUGUGUUUUGACUGGCUGGUUUAGUUUAGUUUAACCUGGGCAGACAGGCAGGUCUUUGUCACAUCAGGAUUUUAGAGUAAGUUUCGUCCUUUGUGUGUCUGCGUUUUGGCUUUGAGUUGCAAAGCUGCAUUGUGGGGGGCGGCAAUUUUAAGGUUAGCUGAACUUGUCGGUGAUGGUGAACAAUCAAACCACUCUGAUGACUAAGAUCUAUUGACACUUGAGGGAAAAACUCUCCUGUAUUGACUUUGAGAGUGUGACUUCUCCUCAUUUACUCAGCCUAAUACAUUUCAUUUUCAAAUGUCUUGAACCUGUAAAAAGGCGAGCACGGCAUCGCUUUGAGGCAAACUCAUUUCAGUGUCCAUGACUUGGACUGAGCAAUGAGAGAAUUAUUUACAUAGAAAUAAAGCCAUUAUCAAUCGCAUGUAUUAUUUACAUGAAAUCCCGCCUUUCCCUCGUUUUUCGUUCUCUUGCUCAUCAUCAUUCUUUAUCAUUCAAGCCUGCUUUUUUUCUUUUCAUGUUUUCCUUUCACCUUAUCUCCAUCUGUAACUGUGUUUCUCUCAUGCACAUGCACACAGUAUCAUUUAUUAUUAACAUGCUUUUCAUCAACAGCGACAUUUAAUGCAAGCAACGCACUCAGCCAUGCAAACUCACACACAUUAUGUUUGACACGCAUGCUACACACACACCAUGGAUAUUUAAAACCGUGCACUGCAGCAUAGAUGGAGCCCAAAACUAUUUGUUUGGCCAGGCAGGCUGGCAUGGCUGACUCAGAACCGCCCUCACAUAGGCCUACUUUCACAGCCUUUAUCACUACAUGUAAUAUCUCAUGUAUCCCUCCUUUAAGUCCUCCGUAUUUGGCCACAUCUCCCAACCAUCUCUGCGUCCCUCCUGUGCUUUCUAUUCAUCACGGUAUUGCUAACCCUCCUGUACUGUUUAAUUUUCUUUCUAUCACCCUCUCUCCCCUGUGGUGUCUCCAUCUGGAGGUCAAACAGUGAAGGGCACUCUAAAGGGAGAGCAGGGCUGAAGAGAGGGAUGAAGAGGUUGGAUGAAGGGAGAAGGGCAUUCUGUGUUUAUAAAUGGGUAAAAACAGACAUAUGCAUUGUUUUUUGUGCAAGCAACAGGGGGCCAAAGCAGGUUAGAAGAAAGUGUGAAGAAGGAUGUCCUCUGCCAUGUUUUAACUUUUUUUCCAUAUGAUGCUAAUUACAUUCUUUAUUAGG